AUGAUUCAUGGAGACUUGGACUCGUUACGCGAUGGUGUGCGUGACUACUACGAAGCACGAGGUGUUCCUGUGCUACGCGAUGGUGACCAAUACAGCACAGACUUUGGGAAAUGCAUGAAGAAAAUCUCGUCGCGUCUUACUUCCUCAACGGUUCGGGAUGUGAUAGUCCUUGGUACCCUCGGUGGGAGGGUUGAUCAGGGCCUUGGACUCCUGAACGAGAUAUACAGAGAAGAGAAUCGACAUGCCGACCUUCGCCUAUGGCUGUUCUCCGAGUGCAGCCUGAGCUUCAUACUUCGGAGUAGGGAGACUCUGCUGAGAGGGCUACAGGAAGAUGGUGUCUUUACCGAGAACGUAGGGUUUCUUCCUAUAUACGGACCGGCGAUCAUCUCUACCGAAGGUCUGGAGUGGGAUGUCAAGGAGUGGCCUACGCAGAUGAACGGCGGUCAGCUCAGUACGAGCAAUCACGUCAAAGCCAACGAUGUGAGGGUUGGAACGGACGUGCCGAUAUUGUUCACGAUAGAAAGAGCGCCUUUGUGA
Alternaria metachromatica is the source of this 537-nucleotide messenger RNA. RefSeq lists its product as uncharacterized. Lineage: Eukaryota; Fungi; Ascomycota; Dothideomycetes; Pleosporales; Pleosporaceae. The record is from RefSeq and is a predicted model, not a curated record. The transcript has a single exon. Bases 1 to 537 code for a protein of 178 amino acids. Gene Ontology annotation, molecular function: thiamine diphosphokinase activity; thiamine binding; ATP binding. Gene Ontology annotation, biological process: thiamine diphosphate biosynthetic process; thiamine metabolic process.